Messenger RNA from Acomys russatus (golden spiny mouse), 2730 nucleotides. RefSeq names its product N-alpha-acetyltransferase 30, NatC catalytic subunit (gene Naa30). Gene Ontology annotation, molecular function: protein-N-terminal amino-acid acetyltransferase activity. Gene Ontology annotation, cellular component: NatC complex. Gene Ontology annotation, biological process: N-terminal peptidyl-methionine acetylation. The record is from RefSeq and is a predicted model, not a curated record. Bases 64 to 1194 code for a protein of 376 amino acids. Lineage: Eukaryota; Metazoa; Chordata; Mammalia; Rodentia; Muridae. The transcript has 4 exons.
CCCCGCCCGGGCCGCCCCCCGGCCCGCCAGUCCGCACUGCCUGGCGCCGGUCGGCCGCCUCUCAUGGCCUCCUCUCUCGGCUGUGUCGCUUCUAGGAUGGCGGAGGUACCGCCUGGGCCUAGCAGCCUCCUCCCACCACCAGCGCCUGCGGCCCCAGCGGCGGCCGAGCCCCGCUGUCCGUUCCCGGCGGGGGCCGCGCUCGCUUGCUGCAGCGAGGACGAGGAGGACGACGAGGAGCACGAAGGCGGCUGCGGGAGCCCAGCGGGCAGCGAGGCGGCGACCACGGCCAAAGCGCGUUCUUGCCUUCGCUGCCCGCAGCUGCCUCCAGAGCAGCAGCAGCAGCAGCAGCAGCAGCAGCAGCUCAACGGAUUGAUCGGCCCAGAACUGCGACACCUCCGGGCCGCGGCGACCCUCAAGAGUAAGGUUCUGUGUGCAGCGGAGGCGGCUGCCCUCGACGGGGCCCCCAAAGUGACUGCCACAAAAGGAGCCGCCGGGGGACACCCCGAGGAGAGACCUCCCCACUCGGUCCCCAACAAUGCUAGAACUGCACUCCCCGGCCGGCCAGAGGCAGCAGCGGCAGCGGCGGCGAGCGACCCCGCGGCGGCCCGCAAUGGACUGGUGGAGGGCAACGAGCAGGAUGGGGAGGACGAGCAGGUGCGGCUGCUGUCUUCGUCUCUGACCGCCAGCUGCAGUUUAAGGAGCUCCCUGGUCAGGGAGACCGAGCCCGGGGAGGAUCGGACGAUACGAUACGUCCGAUAUGAAUCCGAGCUCCAAAUGCCUGAUAUCAUGAGACUGAUCACCAAAGAUCUGUCUGAACCCUACUCCAUUUAUACGUAUAGAUAUUUUAUCCACAACUGGCCACAGCUGUGUUUCUUGGCCAUGGUAGGGGAGGAGUGUGUAGGUGCCAUCGUUUGCAAGUUGGAUAUGCACAAAAAGAUGUUCCGCAGAGGUUAUAUAGCCAUGUUAGCCGUGGAUUCCAAAUACAGGAGAAAUGGCAUUGGUACUAACUUGGUAAAGAAAGCUAUAUAUGCCAUGGUUGAAGGAGACUGUGAUGAGGUUGUUUUGGAAACAGAAAUAACAAAUAAGUCUGCUUUGAAACUUUAUGAAAACCUUGGUUUUGUUCGAGAUAAGAGGCUGUUCAGAUACUAUUUAAAUGGAGUUGAUGCACUGCGACUUAAACUGUGGCUGCGCUGAGAGACUGACAGCAAGGAGCGGCUCCACCACAUGGAAGGGACUUUUGCAUGCAAUGCAAUUUGUGAAGAAUUGCUUUGCAGGUGGAUUUAGAGAUUCCCGUGCAGCUGUUAUCUGUCAGUGUCCAUUGAGUGUCGCACAAUAUUUGUUGCACUUUGGCAUGGCGCAUUUGUUCUGAAUUAAAUGAGAUUGUUUUAAACUUCAAGAGUUCUUUUGGUACCAACAGGAUGUGCCAGUUAAUAGCCAAGAUUUGUUCAUUUGCAAAGUCUGCUGACAGUGCUAUUUACAUAGUGACCAUUUUAUCACAGAACCAGUAAGUGGGACAUGGUUUUUGUCCUUAAAGAAGCCAACGUAGAUUGUAAAAGUCUCUUAAGUAUGCUAACAUUUCACACAAAACCUGCCAUAGUUUUCUGAAGGGGGUGAGGGAAAAGCUUCAAUUUAGGUUUUAUUUUUUCAAUAUAAAAAUUUCCAUUCUUGAAUAUUAGUACCUCAGUGAUUAGUGGAUGAAGUGUAGAGUGGAAUUUGUCUUACAAUGAGUAAAGAUGACAAUUACAUUGCGUCUGCCAGUGCCUGUGUAGAUAAGUAUUCUUGUCUUCAUCUCUAGUUUUGAAUGCAUGCUGCCUUUUCUUUUUCUUUAAUACCUUUGCAAGCAAUCUUGUUUUUAUUUAAAUUCUAAAUUUGAUAAUAAAUUAUUUCAGAUUUUUUUAUAAUUUGGACAGUUUUUCCAGGUGAAUGACAAUGGUUUGCUUUAGAUGUCCUUUUUUCCUUACAGUAAGAAGCUGACUCCUUGGGAAACAGAAAUGGCUUACUGGGAUGGAGCUGAGAAUUGCAGGAUUUGGAUGCACUUUUUUGUUUUUGUUUUUUGAGAAUGGGGACUUUUUGAAAAAGAAUAGAAAAUUAAUGUAAAUUGAUAUGAUUUUAUUUAAUCAAAAUGAUUGCUAAGCUGUGAAGAACAGCUUCUGUAAAGUAGCUCGGGGUUUUUUGUUUUGUUUUUUUACUUAAUUUGAAUUCACAUUGCUUCCAUUUCUGAAAACACUUCACUUUUGGUUCUUGAUAUUAGAAAUGAAUUUCAAGGAGCAUUGUAUCUGUUUUAAACUGCAUUUACUUUCUUUUCACCUGAGCAGAUUCUUGGGGGAACCUUUGCUUUGUUCCUCCAGAAAAAAAGGGAGGGAUGGAAAAAAAAACUUAAUGAGUUCUUUGGGUUUUCUGAGCAGUCAGGUGUUUAUUAGUUAAAAUGAAUUUUGGCUAAUCAGUGUAAUGUUAACAAAUUUUAGCUCUUUGUUUUGAGUUGAGUCAGUAAAUCUGUGAUGCAUAAUUUAUUUAACUAGAAAACCUAAGCACUCGUAAGGAAAUAGAUUCAUUUUCUGAGAAAUGUCUUAUAGGAAUCUGGCAUUCAUGUUGUUAUUUUCAGUUGAAGAUGCUUUUCUUCUGCUCUAGUACUUGGUUUGAAUUUUAUUUUAUGGCUGUAAUUACUGUACUUUAAAAAAAAACCCUACCUCCGUUAACAGUUGGUAAAGGCCCCUUUUCAGGAAAGUUUGU